UUUUUUUUUUUUUUUUUUUGGUGAAGCGGAUGCUUUGCCUCUUUGCUGCAGUAAUGGGCACUGCCUCCUCUUCAGUAGGCAGGGGUGACCUCUGGCACGGUUACUGCACAUCUGUGGUAAGCGAUGUUGCAGGGGAGCUCCACUUGUUUACACUUGGUCCACAUUCUUACCGAUUCACGAUUCACGAGAGGCUCGCCGCACACAUUCCGGACCUGCUCACUGCCUCCUCCUUACACAUUGGCGACCACUAAUGUGCUACCUGGCUUCACCAGGUUAACUGGCUUUCUGGCAGACCAGAAUGGAGCUGUUGACACUGUUGUUCAUCUGCUGUGCGUGUGUGUCAUUGAUCACGAAGGCUCUAUUAGCGCACAGGUCUUUUGUAGGAGUCAGGCCUGUACAUGUUGGCCCCGAAAGCUGUAUGGCAGUUGCACCAGUGGCAGAUGCCAGCACCCAGUGCUUCGCUCCUGACAGUGAGUUAUGCAAUGGUGGAAGAACAGAAAACAGGUUGCCAGCUGACGGGGCUCUGUCAUAGCUUAGGCUCAUAUUGUCCACCUUGGGUACUUCCGAUCCCUAGUUUUGGCAGAGAACUGGUGAAGAUGGUUACAGUCGUUCUUAGUGGUUAAACUUUUGAAUGAACAUUUUUAUUUCCUUUUCAAGAGUCUGGGUCACUUUUGAGGGGAUCCUGAUGUUGCUUAGGAGCACUGUUAGAAUGGAUUUGAAGCGACUUAACCCUUGUGGGUUUUCUUUUUAAGAUUUGUGCAUAUAACAAACACCAAUAAAUUUGACACUAAGUCUGAUACAGUGUUCCCGCCUAUUGCAACCUUUGCUGUAAAAUAGGUUAAAUAUGGUCUCAUUGUUCUCUUCCACUGACCUUCUAAGUACAGUGUCAAUAAACCUCAUUAUACCCUUUUCCAAUCAGCGGCUUUAUUAUUAACUGUGUAGUGUGGCUUUCCUAAGUUCAUUUGUGAAAAUGGGUUUUACUUCUUUAAAAGCAUUCGAGUAUCACUUCUGGGCAGUCUAAUCUCUCAGCUCUCCCAAAUCCCCACCUUGACUGAAUCUCCACCUUGAGCUCAUUUGUUUCUGUCUUGACUCAGGCUGUCACCUAUUGCUAAUCUCGGGAAGCUCCAGACUGUUUUGUGUCUGAUGCGCCUUUACCUGAUCCACUUUAACAGUGGGUGCUUUUGCAGGGGCAGCUUUAGACAGAGGAGCAGGCAACAAGCAGCAGUGCCCCCAGCAAUAGCAGAAACCAUGUUCUGGCAUAGAUGUGACUCGACUCUCCCUGGUUCCUUUAAUUGUCACUUUGUGAGGUCGCUUUAUUUCCUUCCUCUGUAUCCUCUUGAUACCUUGAAAAUCUUGUUCUGAAACGCUCCUAGAAGAUGGGGGCACAUAGAUCUUACGUACUUGAGGGAUAGAUUGCCUUAACAGCUUCCUGCUGGCUGGUUCCUCAUUCCUUGAGGAUUAUCUGUUCAUAGCCGGCUCCUGUCUCCAUCCUCCCAUUAGACCAGGUGGCAUGUAUUCUGUCUGAGGACUUAAUGUUGUUUACAAGUCAGCAGGCUAUUGGAAAUAGUUUUAUUAGGGGAAAAUGGAAGCAAUAUCAGGAAAGGAGUUUGACUCAGUUCUUGGUCUUUCUAGGCUAGUACUGCAUUGGCAAUGAGAGAGCUCUGCUUCUUGGGCACAGCGGCCCUGUGUAACUCUCACCUGUAGAAAACACUCUCUCUAUAUCUGUCUAUAUCUAUCUAUCUAUCUAUCUAUCUAUCUAUCUAUCUAUCUAUCUAUCUAUCUAUCUGGCUGGCAGGCAGGCUUCCUUCAAAGGACCCCAUAAUUAAGGCCAGCAGACUGAGGAGGUAGACUUUCCCAUCUUGGGCACAGCCAUUGCUUCUGCUAUGAGAGACAAGGGUCUUCUUUCUUGGCUUUACAGCGCCACUUUGCCCAGCCCUCAUCACAGAUUCCCCACCAUUGGGUUACAUAGUUUGAUUUUAAUCUUUAGUCUUGCUUUAAUUAGAUUAUGGCAGCCCUUGUUUUUUCUCCUUUAAUUUGGGGUGUAGUAUGUCCUUACAUGUAAUUGUUAGGAAACCCUCAGUGGUAGGAUAGGUAUUUUUCCUCUCUGUAAUUCAAUUCCCCUGUCUCCCACAAAGAGUCCUUUGGAGUAGUCUUCUGACAAGGCGUGGUAAGGAUGUCAGUACCUGGGUGCCUUCUUAGGUGCCUUUUGCAUAUUCUGUUCAUAAAGAAUCCUGAUGAUAUGUGGUUUUUCUGGAUUUAAGUGCACGUUUUAAAAGUUAAUUAGAAUUCUGUAGCUAUUAAAAACCAUGUUGUUAAAGAGCGUGCAGUGACAUGGGAAGUACGCACACUGCACAUCUUUUUGGUGGGGCUUGACUAUUCCCCAAACACCUCUACUGUCUGCUGUGCCCUCUGUUGAGCUCAGUGUUGGAAGUGGAUUACCCAUAGGGUUUGUAAAGGAGUUCCCAGUCUGCCUCUCUGCCUCUCUGCCUCCCUGCCUCCCUGCCUCCCUGCCUCCCUGCCUCCCUGCCUCCCUGCCUCCCUGCCUCCCUGCCUCCCUGCCUCCCUGCCUCCCUGCCUCCCUGCCUCCCUGCCUCCCUGCCUCCCUGCCUCCCUGCCUCCCUGCCUCCCUGCCUCCCUGCCUCCCUGCCUCCUUUUGGAAGCACCUCUGUCUGCAACUGCCGGAGCCCAUCUGCACUAACCUCUUCAUAUAGCGCUCUCUGCCUGCAGGAAUGGACCCCAUUCCAGAUGGUGGCCUUGGGUUUUUUUUUUUUUUUUUUUUAAAGGCUUGUCACAUCAGAUUUAGGGGAAAGGAAACUCUCAUUUUGAUAAUUGAAAUGCAUUACUUGAAGUCAAGCUGAGAGCUAACUCCCAAAAGCUGAGGCCAGCCAGCCACAGAGAGGUCGUUUGGUCCCAGAUGGUGAUGAGAACUCCAGAGAAGCAUGGAGGCUGCUAGAGUAUUUGGGAGUUAGUUCCCUUUCUGCCUAGUUGACCUUCCCCCUUUGGUUUGACCUGUAGCUAAUAAAUUCUCUAUUUGAUCUCAUUCUCUCUCUCUCCUCCUCCCCCCCCUCCUUUCUUUAAUUUUUUUCUUUUUAAUAUGGUAUAUGUGUUCAUAUGGUCUAUGCAUUGUGAAUGCAUGUACCUGUGGAGGUCAGAGGUCAGUGCUGAAUGUCUUCUGUUGUCCUCCACCGUAGGUUUUGGGAUAAAGUCUCUCAUAGAACCUGAAAUUCACCAUUUGGGCUAGAUUGGCUGGCCAGUGAUCUCCCUGUACCUUCCUGUCUUCCCCACCCCAGACCCCAGCUCUGGAGUCACAGAUGUCCAUCAUGCCUGGCCUUUAUGUGGGUACUGGAGAUCUGAAGUCAACUCCUUAUGCUCGCUCAACAGGCACUUCACUCACUGAACCAUCUCCUCAGCCCCCAGAUAGUCUCCAAACUGUAAAUUUGGUUAGGUAUCUUAAAACCCUAACACAUAGCAUAAUCAUGUUUUUAAAAACCACACACAGAGAGAAAGCAUUGGAAACAUAACACUUUUUCUCUAAAGCUUUUCAUAAUGAGAAUGCUAUAACUAUUUUUAAAUAGUACAUAAUUACAGGACCUAAAUCUGGGUGCACGCAUGCGCGCAUGCUCAUAUGUAGGUGCAUGUAGUAUGUGCAUGUGUGUGUAGGGGCAUGUGCCCAUGCAUGCUUAUACAAAGACUAGAGGAGAAUAGCAGACACCCACCACCCCCUCUUUCUUUUUCAGACAGUCUCUUACUGAAUCUACAGUUGAGCAUUUGGCCCCUUGGACCUCCACCCACAUGCUGGGGUUGGAGGAGUGUGCAGCCAUUCCUGUCUUUCACAUGGUGCUUGGGGUCUGAUCUCAGCCCCUCUUAGCAUCACAGCAAACACUCUUGGUCACUGGUCAUCACUCUAGCCCUGAACUCUUUAAAAAGAUAUUGUUACUUGUAUGUUCGUAUGUGUGUAUGUGUGUAUGUGUGUGUGUAUGUAUGUGUCUGAGAGUGUCUGCUGCUUGUGUGCAGUUUUCUGUGGGGACCAAGAGGAGGUGAUGGAGCUCGAUGGUCCUGGGGUUAGAAUUGGUUCCUAGGCACCUAUGUGCAGCCCUCGGAUUCCUAACUACUACACUUACUAAAGUCUCCUUAUUUUGAAUUGUUGCUAAGCAUCUAAAUGUAUGAGUUUCCACGUACCAUAUGAAGCGAAUAUUGUUACCAAAUCUUAAAUAAACUUAAAUUUUAUUUUAUUAAUUUUUAGUGUGUGUGAGUUACCUGGGGUGAUUAAAACAAGCUGGAUUUCUUUAGCCAUUUAGUUCAUCUUAUAUUUGAGAGUACUUCAGCAGAGACAAAGGAAAUGUCUGGUGUUCUGAUGGUCUUUCAUAUUUACAGAGAGCUUAUCUAAAGCCCAUAACUGCCUUCCCAACACAUGCGCCUUCUGAACAAGCUCCGUCUGUCUUCAGUGGCAUAUUUGAGAUGGCCUCCUUUGAGAGGGACAUCACCCUGCUGACAGUGGGUGUGGUUGGUGCAUUCUCAGAUCUGUGCAGACCACAGCCUCCCAUAGUAGAGUGUUUGCUUCUCUGCGCGUGCUUGCUGACAGCCAAGGGAAGGCUGGCUUUCCACUUGCAAGCACAUUUGCUCUUCCUGUCCUGCAGACCUCAGUGGAUGUGUUAAUCUCCUUGAUCUCAAAGAAGGCACAUGUUGAUAAAGCUGCAGUGAGUGCUAUUAGGAAUAUAUUAGGCAUUCCGUCAAAGUGUUUCAUAAAUGGAUUUCGUGUCAGCGCUAUUUAAAAAGGACUAAGCCAGCCGUAGAGAAAUGUGAGCCUGCGCUGUGGGGCUGAGCAGGCUGCUGCUUUAGGGAGUUCUUUGCCUGUGGACUGUUUGAAGAUGCUGGACUCAGAUUUUUGGCAUAGGGCAGCCCUAGAACUGGCUUAGAGAAAUUAGUAGGAAUUGUUAACAACUGUAGGCUUUUGAUGGGGGAAAUUUUGAAGAAAAAGAAAACCCUUUAAUACAUUUAUUUAAAGUCUGAAUUCUAUUUUUUGUUUGUUUGUUUAAUGGAUUGUGUUCUCAGUAGCCCAGAAUGGCUUCAAACUUCCUGUGUAGCCUAGGAUGGGCUCUGUGACUCUGUUCUGCCUCUCUCUGGGGUGUUGGGAUUGCAGUGUGAGCCACCACGUCUUGUUUAUACAGUCUGGGGAUUGAACGUAGGGCUCCAUGCAUGUAUUUCACAAUCACUGUGUUUCUCAUGUUCUUUGAUGGCACUCACCCCUCCCAUUGUUCUUUGCACAGACUCUUCCUACCGAUCUUCCGCCUUCUGUGUGAUUACCCUGAUUAAAAUAUACUUGAUUUUCUUACAGAAAUUUUGAGAUAAUUUGUUUUACAUAUAUUUAGUUUUUGCUGCAAUAAGAACUAAGCAUUUGGGGUUGGGGAUUUAGCUCAGUGGUAGAGCCCUUGCCUAGCAAGCGCAAGGCCCUGGGUUCAGUCCCCAGCUCUGAAGGAAAAAAAAAAAAAGAACUAAGCAUUUACUAAUAGGAGCCUCAGGGAUGGUUGGUAUGCAUUUCAUCCAACUUCCAGCCAUGGAGAGUUUAGAGUAGGAGGAACUUGGAAAGAUGCGUGCUGUGACUCUCAGUGCGGAGAUAGAACCAUGUCCAGAGACUGCAGUGCAUCAGGUUACAACUUAGCACCAGGUCCACAGAUUCUUGUUUUCUCUCCAGUUAUCAUCCUGAGCCCAUGGCAGCCUGGGCCCUUACAGCAUGCUCUGUUCUAGAUCAGUUAGGUCUUCCGGGAUCAACUAGAAAAAAAGAUUCUUUUCAGGAAAAAAAAAAUGCAAGAAAAAAAAAAAAAAAGGAAGGACAAGAAAUGUCCUCCCAAGUCACUGUACACAACUUUCUCUCUAUUAAAAUGUAGGGCCUAGGAUAGAGAGGUGCCAGAGCACAAAGGUUUUCCACCAUCGGUUAAUCAUACCUAGGCCGUCUUUGAGAACGAGCAAGCAGCUCAGGAAGCACAGUGCAAAUGUGACCUACAGCAACACAGCUCAGGGAAGUUCCAGUGCCCUGUGUAGUAUACACACAUUUAUGGUACAUUUGAUUCUGUAACAUAUAAUCUAUACUAAUUAUUAUGUUGUAUUAAACGUUCAUUUUUACCAACUAAAUUGGUUCUGGAACUCACCAGUGGAUUGUGGCUUUGAUUUUGAAGUACAUGGUUGUGCUAAAAACACAAAGGAUGCUGUUGUACUUUUUAUUUUACACUGUCCUUCGAGGCUGAGUCAGGAGAACAAGGGACAGUACUUAUCUACCGAAUGACUGUCAUGAUUUGCAAGCAAAAUGUCUUCACCAGGCACAUGAGUUUGAACAUUUGGUCCUAAUGCUGGUGGUUUGGGGGAGGUUGUAGAACCUUUUUGGCAUUAGGCUCUCCUUGAACCCAUAGGGCUUAGGGUACAGACUUGAAGGUUUUAAGUUAACUGAACUUCCAGGUAGAGCUUUCAGCAUCAUGGUCAGACAAGAUGUUAGUAAGCUGUGCCCCAAGCCGCUCUUACUACAGAUGGACUUCCCCACCUUGAUGGACCAUGUUCCCUGAACCAUGAGUCAAAACAUGAGUCUCUUCCCUUGUAUUGCUUCUUAGGUAUUUGCCACAGUGACAAGAAAAGCAGUGGCAGAAAUUGUACUCAGAAGUAAGGCCAUGAUUUGUAGGCCAUUGCUAUGACUGUGUGGUCUGUAGACCAUUGCUAUGACCAUGUGAUCUAUAAGGCCACUACUGUGACUGUGUUAGCUCUAAGGCUGUUCCUAGGACCAUGUGGUCUCUAAGGCUGUUACUCUGACCAUAGUCUGUGGGCCAUUACUGUGAGUGUGGUCUGUAAGUCAUUACAAUCAAUGCUGUCUGCUUUGUGGGAGGAAUGUGGAAAAGUUUGGAGUUGCAGGCAAGAAAGCCCUAGAAUGUCGUGAGGGGAGCUUAAUAAGAUAUUCUUCAUGGAGUUUGGGAGACCAGAAUAUCAGUGUGUGUAGAUAGUAAAAAUAGGCGAGGAGGUUUCAGUGGAGGACAGGAAUCUCUUGGGGCCUGGGCUAGUGGCCAUUCAUGUUACAUUCUGGGGAGAAUUUGGCUGUUUUCUGCACUGGAGACUCUAGUGUGUCAAAGAUGUCAGGAACAUGGGGCUCCUGUGGGAGAGAAUUAGAACGAGCUGAUUCCAGAGAUAGUGAGCGGAUUUCCUCCGUGGAAAUGAGUUGAGCAGAGCAUGCCCUUGAGGGCGCUGUGCUGUGACUGCUCACCGCUUUGGGUCAGGUUUCUAGUGAGUUUACAGAACAGAGCAGAGACAUGUGACGACUGUGAACUUUGGCAAGUAAGAGUUUGAGUUUAAAGUGCUGUUGGUGAAGCAGUAAUGACUUCGGAAGCAAUUACUGUAGUGGAGAGAAAGUGCACUCCAAGUGUGACCAAAGAACGAUGGUGCUGUGCUCCAUCCCGAUCAUCCCUACAGGUGUGCUUUCCUAGCUUCAGCUGCACAGGGACUGAGGCCACUGCAGCCAUGUGGAGCUAACCUCUGUCUGCGGGUGUAUCUUGGAGUACUCAUCCACAGAGUACUGAUUUUGUGUGUAUGGAUCAACAAACAUAAGAGUUAUGGGGUCGUGGAGGCUUACGUGGAGGUCUCAGGCUGAGCUAGGCUAUGUGUGGCAGUGUUGGAGUCCCUGUGUGAAGCUCCUCGAUAGAUUAUGUGUGCAGCUAACUGUGCAGGUGACAUCUAAGUUAAGGAUGUCAGGAACGUGGGGGUUCUGUGGAGGAAAACUGAGGGCACCAAGUAGGGCUAGCCAAAGGGAGAGUGGCUAUAUGUGCUGUAGCAGGCACCAAGGCAAUACAGCCCUUUCGGCCUCUGAGCACUGUUAGCAGGAGCCCCAGGUUGUGGACUUGGAGCUUCAGGCUUUCCACUUGCCCUGCUGGAUCCCAGCCUUGCUUUGGCCAGCCUUUCCCUGCUGCCCUCCCAGUCCUCUCACGGAGGGAGUUUUCCCUCCAUGUUCCUGUAUGUUGGGAAUAUGUUAAUCUGUUUUGAUUUUACAGGGGUUAGCGAUAUAACAUUUCCUCAGCUCUCAGACGACACUGGCCUUUUGAGCAGUGUAGGAACCGUGAGGUUGUGAGGCUUCUUGACGAAUGGACUGGACUUGUUUGCAUCACGGGUGACCGUGUGUCUGUGGGGCCUAUGGAGGGAUGCUAUGGCUUCAGUAGGAAGUGUUUUCCACAGCUUACCUGCGUGAGCAGGUGAUCCCCUCAGCUGCUGUGGGGGCACUGUUAGGGGAGGUUGUGAAAGCUUUGUGGCCUGGGGCCUAGCUGGCAGGGGUAGGCUAAGGUGCUGGGCUGGGCUUGCAGCUCUAGGCUGUCUCCACUUGUGUCUGGAACCUUCGAAUCCUGUCCAGUAAGAUUUGAGCAAGCCCCUCCCUCAAGCCUCUGUUGCUACCAUUGGCUGUGAGGAGUGGGACUCUCCGCCCGCCGCGCGCUGGACGGACUAUAUUACUUGUACUGGGAGUCAAGCUUAGCUCCCUUUAAGCCGCUUGGUUGAGAAGAGCUAUGAUGGGAAGCAAUUUGGAGGAAAAUAGCAAGAUCCUUAUGCGUCGUGGUCACUCAGACCAGACUGCGUCUGUCCUGUGGAAAGCGACCCAGUGGAGCAGGCAGGAGCACAUGUUAGGAGAGUCAGCUCGAAAGAGUCUGGAAUCUGAUCCAGAGGACUUCUCUGAUGAAACGAAUACAGAGAAUCUUUACGGCACCUCACCCCCAAGCACACCUCGACAGAUGAAACGCCUGUCAGCCAAGCACCAGAGGAACAGUGCGGGGAGGCCAGCCAGCCGAGCAAACUUGAAAGAAAAAAUGAACACACCGAGUCAGUCUCCACAUAAAGACUUGGGGAAGGGAGUGGAGGCCGUGGAGGAGUACAGCUACAAGCAGGGGAAGAAGACGCGAGCGACUCUGAGGACAACAGAGCGAGACCAUAAGAAAAAUGCACAGUGCUCGUUCAUGUUGGACUCAGUGGCCGGGUCUUUGCCAAAAAAAUCUAUUCCAGAUGUGGAUCUCAAUAAGCCUUACCUCAGCCUCGGCUGUAGCAACGCCAAGCUGCCAGUCUCUAUGCCCAUGCCUAUAGCCAGAACUGCGCGGCAGACUUCCCGGACGGACUGCCCAGCGGAUCGGUUAAAGUUCUUUGAAACACUGCGCCUUUUGCUAAAGCUUACCUCAGUCUCGAAGAAGAAGGACAGGGAACAGAGGGGACAGGAAAACACGGCUGCUUUCUGGUUCAACCGGUCAAAUGAACUGAUCUGGUUAGAGCUCCAGGCCUGGCACGCAGGCCGCACCAUCAAUGACCAGGACCUCUUUUUAUACACAGCCCGCCAAGCCAUCCCAGAUAUUAUCAAUGAAAUCCUCACAUUCAAAGUUAAUUAUGGAAGCGCUGCCUUCUCUAGAAAUGGAGCUGGUUUCAACGGUACCUCGCUAGAAGGUCAGUGCAGAACCCUUCAUGGGACGAACAGUCUAGGCUGUUCAACCUACCACGAGCACCUCCAGCGCCAGAGGGUCUCAUUUGAGCAGGUGAAACGGAUAAUGGAGCUGCUAGAGUACAUGGAAGCACUUUAUCCGUCCUUGCAGGCUCUGCAGAAGGACUACGAGAGAUACGCCGCAAAGGACUUUGAGGACAGAGUGCAGGCACUCUGCCUGUGGCUAAACAUCACGAAAGAUUUAAAUCAGAAGUUGAGGAUUAUGGGCACUGUUCUGGGCAUCAAGAACUUAUCAGACAUUGGCUGGCCAGUGUUUGAAAUCCCUUCCCCUCGGCCAUCCAAAGGCUACGAGCCUGAGGAGGAGGGCGAGGACACAGAGGGAGAGCUGAGGGAGCUGGAGAGUGGGACGGAGGAGAGUGAUGAGGAGCGAAGUCCCAAUCCGAGGGUGCCAGAGCUCAGGCUGUCUGCCGACACCAUCUUGGACAGUCACUCCCAGGGCUGCGCGUCCAGGAAACUUGAGAGGCUCGAGUCCGAGGAGGACUCUGUAGGCUGGGGGAUAGCAGACUGUGGUCCCGAAGCCAGUAGGCAUUGUUUGACUUCUAUCUAUAGACCGUUCGUGGACAAAGCACUGAAGCAAAUGGGGCUGAGGAAGUUAAUUUUACGACUUCAUAAGCUAAUGAAUGGCUCCUUGCAAAGGGCUCGUGUAGCUCUGGUAAAGGAUGACCGUCCUGUGGAGUUCUCUGACUUUCCAGGUCCCAUGUGGGGCUCGGAUUAUGUGCAGUUGUCGGGGACGCCUCCUUCCUCGGAGCAGAAGUGCAGUGCUGUGUCCUGGGAAGAGCUGAGGGCCAUGGACCUGCCCUCCUUUGAGCCCGCCUUCCUGGUGCUCUGCCGGGUCCUGCUGAACGUGAUCCAUGAGUGCCUGAAGCUGCGGCUGGAACAGAGGCCGGCCGGGGAGCCUUCCCUCUUGAGUAUCAAGCAGCUUGUGCGAGAGUGUAAAGAGGUGCUGAAGGGCGGGCUCCUGAUGAAGCAGUAUUACCAGUUCAUGCUGCAGGAGGUCCUGGACGGCUUGGAGAAGACCGACUGCAACAUGGAUGCUUUCGAGGAUGACCUGCAGAAGAUGCUGAUGGUGUAUUUUGACUACAUGAGAAGCUGGAUCCAAAUGCUACAGCAGUUACCUCAGGCUUCCCAUAGCUUAAAAAACCUGCUAGAAGAAGAAUGGAAUUUCACCAAAGAAAUAACCCAUUACAUCCGGGGAGGAGAAGCACAGGCUGGAAAGCUUUUCUGUGACAUUGCAGGGAUGCUGCUGAAAUCCACGGGGAGCUUUCUGGACUCUGGCCUACAGGAGAGCUGUGCUGAACUGUGGAUCAGCGCCGACGACAACGGUGCUGCCGACGAGCUAAGGAGGUCUGUCAUCGAGAUCAGCCGAGCACUCAAGGAGCUCUUCCAUGAGGCCCGGGAAAGAGCCUCCAAGGCCCUGGGCUUUGCUAAAAUGCUGAGGAAGGACCUAGAAAUAGCAGCAGAGUUUGUUCUGUCUGCGUCUGCCCGAGAGCUCCUAGACGUUCUGAGAGCAAAGCAGUAUGUUAAGGUACAGAUUCCUGGGCUAGAGAAUUUGCACGUGUUUGUCCCCGACAGCCUCGCUGAGGAGAAGAAAAUUAUUUUGCAGCUACUCAAUGCUGCCACAGGAAAGGACUGCUCAAAGGAUCCGGACGACGUCUUUGUGGAUGCCUUCCUGCUCCUGACCAAGCAUGGGGACCGAGCCCGUGACUCAGAAGAUGGCUGGAGCACAUGGGAAGCACGAGCUAUCAAAAUUGUGCCUCAGGUGGAGACCGUGGACACCCUGAGAAGCAUGCAGGUGGACAACCUUCUGCUGGUUGUCAUGGAGUCUGCUCACCUCGUACUUCAGAGAAAGGCCUUCCAGCAGUCCAUUGAGGGGCUGAUGACUGUACACCAUGAGCAGACAUCCAGCCAGCCAGUCAUUGCCAAAGCUUUACAGCAGCUAAAGAACGAUGCGCUCGAGCUGUGCAACAGAAUAAGCGAUGCCAUCGACCGCGUGGACCACAUGUUCACGCUGGAGUUGGAUGCCGAGGUCGAGGAGUCCGAGUCGGCCACGCUGCAGCAGUACUACCGAGAGGCCAUGAUUCAGGGCUACAACUUCGGGUUUGAGUAUCAUAAAGAAGUUGUUCGUUUGAUGUCUGGAGAAUUCAGACAGAAGAUAGGAGACAAAUAUAUAAGCUUUGCCCAGAAGUGGAUGAAUUAUGUGCUGACCAAAUGUGAGAGCGGCAGAGGCACAAGACCCAGAUGGGCCACCCAAGGUUUUGAUUUCCUACAAGCCAUUGAACCUGCCUUUAUUUCAGCUUUACCAGAAGAUGACUUCUUGAGUUUGCAAGCCCUGAUGAAUGAGUGCAUUGGGCACGUCAUAGGAAAGCCACACAGCCCUGUCACAGCUAUCCAUCGGAACAGCCCCCGCCCUGUGAAGGUGCCCCGAUGCCACAGUGACCCUCCUAACCCUCACCUCAUCAUCCCAACUCCAGAGGGAUUCAGCACCCGGAGCGUGCCUUCCGACACUCGGAACCAUGGCAACUCUGUUGCUGCUGCUGCUGUUGCUGCUGCCGCCGCCGCCGCCACCACUGCUGCUGGCCGCCCUGGCCCAGGUGGUGGUGACUCUGCGCCGGCCAAACCUGUCAACACUGCCCCUGAUACCAGGGGUUCCAGCGUCCCUGAAAAUGACCGCUUGGCCUCCAUAGCUGCAGAACUGCAGUUCAGGUCUCUGAGUCGGCACUCGAGCCCCACGGAAGAGCGAGACGAGCCAGCAUAUCCUCGGAGCGACUCAAGUGGAUCAACACGGAGAAGCUGGGAACUUCGAACACUCAUCAGCCAGACCAAAGACUCGGCCUCUAAGCAGGGGCCCAUAGAGGCCAUCCAGAAGUCAGUCCGACUGUUUGAAGAGAGGAGGUAUCGAGAGAUGAGGAGGAAGAAUAUCAUCGGUCAAGUGUGCGAUACCCCUAAGUCCUAUGAUAACAUCAUGCAUGUUGGACUGAGGAAGGUGACGUUUAAGUGGCAAAGAGGAAACAAAAUCGGAGAAGGGCAGUAUGGAAAAGUGUACACCUGCAUCAGCGUCGACACAGGGGAGCUGAUGGCCAUGAAGGAGAUUCGAUUUCAGCCUAACGACCAUAAGACUAUCAAGGAAACUGCAGACGAGUUGAAAAUAUUUGAAGGCAUCAAGCACCCCAACCUGGUCCGGUACUUUGGUGUGGAGCUUCACAGGGAAGAGAUGUACAUCUUCAUGGAGUACUGUGAUGAAGGCACACUAGAGGAGGUGUCAAGGCUGGGCCUUCAGGAGCACGUCAUCCGGUUGUAUUCCAAGCAGAUCACUGUCGCCAUCAACGUCCUCCAUGAGCAUGGCAUCGUUCACCGAGACAUCAAAGGUGCCAAUAUCUUCCUUACAUCGUCUGGACUAAUCAAACUGGGAGAUUUUGGAUGCUCAGUGAAACUUAAAAACAAUGCUCAGACCAUGCCUGGCGAGGUGAACAGCACCCUAGGGACAGCAGCUUACAUGGCCCCUGAAGUUAUUACCCGAGCUAAAGGAGAAGGCCACGGACGUGCGGCAGACAUCUGGAGUCUGGGGUGCGUCGUCAUAGAGAUGGUGACUGGCAAGCGGCCUUGGCAUGAGUUUGAACACAACUUUCAGAUUAUGUACAAGGUGGGAAUGGGACACAAGCCACCAAUCCCCGAAAGGUUAAGCCCUGAAGGAAAGGACUUUCUCUCGCACUGCCUGGAAAGUGACCCGAAGAUAAGGUGGACAGCCAGCCAGCUCCUUGACCACGCUUUUGUCAAGGUUUGCACAGAUGAAGAGUGAAGCUCUAGUCCGUGGCCUAGCAGUGUGUGGACAGAAUCCCGUGGUCACUACUGUAUGUAAUAUUUACAUAAAGACUGCAGUGCAGGCGGCCUCUUAACCUUCCAAGACUGAAGACUACACGGUGACAAGCCUCACUCCUGCUGCUCCUGGUGUCUGCAAUAGCACAGGACCCCCGAGUGACAGUGUUGACAAGGUUAAAGAAGCUGCAUGUUAAGUGCCAUUACUACUGUACACGGACCACCGCCUCUGUCUCCUCCGUUCCCCGUGUGACAUCAGCAUAGUGUUCUUGAGCUUCUGGGUUCAGAAGAAAAUGUAGUGUUAAUCAGGUGUCCAGGACCUUGUUUCCGCCUCCUGUUUGUUGGCUCUGACUGUGGCUCCGACUGUGGAGCCUCCUUGUUGGCAAGCUGCAGGUUUGUUAUGCAAAGGUUCAUAAGUGAAACUGAAGAAAAGGUUCUUUUUCAAUAAAUGGUUUAUUUUAGGAAAGCUAA
This is a messenger RNA of Rattus norvegicus (Norway rat), 13783 nucleotides long. Lineage: Eukaryota; Metazoa; Chordata; Mammalia; Rodentia; Muridae. The record is from RefSeq and is a predicted model, not a curated record.